AUGGAGAAAAUUCUUAGAUCAUUAGAUCCAAAGUUUGGACAUAUUGUCACCAUUACCGAAGAAACCAAAGACUUGGAGGCUAUGUCAAUAGAGGAACUUCUUGGUUCGUUGCAAGCUUAUGAAGAAAAGAAAAAGAAGGAAGAGAUCGUGGAGCAAGUCAUUAAAGCACACGUUGAUUCAAGAAAAGAAGAAAAUGCACACAACCAAUCAAGGCGAAGUUAUAGUCAAGAAAAAGGACGAGGUCAUGCAUAUGAACAUGGACAAGGACCAAGGCCUAACAACAAUAACCAAAGAGGAGAAAGUUGUAGUAGAGGUCGUGGGAGAGGAAAUCCGAAUUCAAGGUAUGACAAGUCACGAAUCAACUGUUACAAUUGUGAUAAGUUUAGACAUUAUGCUUCUGAAUGUAGAGCCCCUAACAAAAAUAAAGUUGAAAAGAAAGCCAAUUAUGCUGAAGAAAGGUGUCAAGAAGAUGGUACUUUGCAACUAGAUUACGAGGGUCAAGAUAAAGGCGAGGAUAAUCAGUGGUACCUUGACAGUGGAGCAAGUAACCAUAUAUGUGGGAAAAUAAGCAUGCUCGUAAAGCUUGAUGAAUCGGUAAAGGGAAACAUGACUUUUGGAGAUGAAUCAAAGGUUGCGGUGAAAGGGAAAGGUAAUGUCCUCAUCCGACUAAACAAUGGAGAACAUCAAUUUAUUUCCAACGUAUAUUAUGUGCCAAGAAUGAAGAACAACAUCUUGAGCUUAAGACAACUCUUAUAGAAAGGUUAUGAUAUUCAA
This is a messenger RNA of Vigna radiata var. radiata (mung bean), 774 nucleotides long. RefSeq lists its product as uncharacterized. Gene Ontology annotation, molecular function: zinc ion binding; nucleic acid binding. Bases 1 to 756 code for a protein of 251 amino acids. The transcript has a single exon. NCBI's taxonomy places the organism in Eukaryota, Viridiplantae, Streptophyta, Magnoliopsida, Fabales, Fabaceae. The record is from RefSeq and is a predicted model, not a curated record.